This is a messenger RNA of Asterias rubens (European starfish), 2971 nucleotides long. RefSeq lists its product as uncharacterized. Lineage: Eukaryota; Metazoa; Echinodermata; Asteroidea; Forcipulatida; Asteriidae. The coding region runs from base 389 to 2689 and encodes 766 amino acids. The transcript is spliced from 4 exons. The record is from RefSeq and is a predicted model, not a curated record.
UGUUUUUGUGCUGGUGGUUUUGCACCGUGUGUGUGUGUCUGAUCUAUAUCUGCGCUGUGUGUUUUUGCUGGUGGUUUUGCACCUUGUGUGUGUCUGUUUUGUAGCAUUUUGCUGUAUGAACUCUUUUGCCACGAACGCAGCGAAGUAUAUCCAUCGGAUAUCCAUCCAUAUGGCCAUGCAUGCUAGCUGCUUUUUUUCUGAUUCGAUAAGCAAAAAUGAGCCGCAUAUUGUGAACUCUGCUUCAAAAUACUUCAAUUCAGCUCCAAUGUUUUGGUUGGAUGAAUGCUGUUUUCUGUGUGGGAGAUAUCGGAGAAUGCUUGUGUGGUGGUGAAUGCCCGGUCCACUUCCAAGGGUAACCAGCCUGCGUCCCGUGUUUUAGGUUGUUUCAAUGAGAUCGAUCAGUCAGUCAUUAAGGAUGGGUUGGACAAGGAUACUUUACCUGCAUCGACUGGGAGUAGCAACUACGUUCCUUGUCUUCUCUGUCGUCAUCAUACUCCUUCUCUACAACUUUGAGGAGGUACACAGUACACACCGCCAAGACCACAAGAAUGCCAAUGCUGCAGUGGUGCUAAGAGAGGGUUUGCAUAAAGCUAAUCGCAGAGGAGACUCUAAAAAACUACUAAAUCACAAGAAACUUGUGAGCCAGAAAUUAAGACUUGUGAAUGAGUUUAACAAGGCAAACAUCUCCGGACACAAUAAUCUUGCCAACUCAAAUAACUCCGUGAUUGGGGAUGGUGGUGCUAGAAAGUAUCGGGAUCGAGCCGAUACUAGGAAGGCACUCGCGAAGAGGACGAAGAACGACAGUGGGGUUUUGGCGUGUCAGAUUCCAGAGAUGGACCCGUUUGAUGAGAAUAUUAAACAUCUUAUCUUUGAACCAGAGCCUCUUGAGUGUAAAGGAACAAUGGCAACAGAUCUUACUCGUAACCAGCUGUCCAUCGAGGAAUCUGUACUCAAGAAAAUGAAGUACAAUCAGUGCUAUGCAUCUACCAUAGAAAGAAUGAGCGAUUAUUCAAGUCAAAUUUCAACCCCCGUCAAGAUUAGCUUCGGCACGAAAAAUCCCAAGGGUUACAUUCCAUUGCAAUAUAACGUAACAGAUGAUUUUACUUUUGUAUUCUGCGAUAAUGGCACAACAGACGACUUUGAGGACAUGUCACCUUUUGAAUUGGAGUCUCUCUAUAAUCUGGCUCCUGACAUUUUUGACGUGCAUGUGGGUGUUGUUCCGAAACCUAAAGUGAAGGAGCGAGCACGUUCCAUCAAACCACCAUCAGACGGCUUAGGCUUAAACGUCGUCAUGCUCGGCUUGGAAUCCACUUCGAGAAUGAAUUUUUUUAGGCAACUUCCAGAGACCUAUCAGCUCCUCGGCAGUUUCAGUACUAUAAUUUUUGAAGGUUAUAACAUAGUUGCUGACGCCACCAAAGGGGCUCUUAUCCCCUUACUAACCGGUAAGACGGAGUUGGAGCUUCCAGAGGUCAGACAAGGUGAAGUCAACUCGGAGUACGUGGAUACGUACCCACUCAUCUGGAACGAUUUCGCCAAGAACGGGUACGCUACGAUGUUUGCCGAGGAUUGGCCGGGCAUUGCAACCUUCAAUUUGAGAUUGAACGGCUUCAAUAAGCAACCCACAGAUCACUACAUGAGGAACUUGUGGAAUGCCGCUAAUACCGAGAAACACUGUCUCGGAUCAAAACCUGUUCACAAAGUCAUGUUGGACUAUCUGCUGGACUAUAUGACGGUCUACAAAGAUACGCCCCAUUUUGCCUUCUCAUUUCUGGUCGGGUUAACUCACGCCAACAUCAACCCUCUAAAACUCAUGGAUGGUGAUCUCUACUGGUUUCUUGCCGACGCAAAGUUUUACAAUCUCCUCAACAACACGAUUCUCUUAAUGUUUGGCGAUCACGGGUCGCGGUAUUCACAGAUACGCCAGACGCUCCAGGGCAAGCUUGAAGAACGCCUUCCCUUUAUGUCAAUGACGGUGCCUGAUUGGUUUCAUCACCGGUAUCCUGAACUUUACCGCAAGCUCAGGCUGAACUCACAGCGACUCAUGACGCCAUUUGACGUCCACGAAACACUGAAAUCGGUUCUACAUCUUGACGUCACACCUGCAGAUGUGAGCCAGCGUGGGAUCAGUUUUUUCAAUGAAAUUUCAGAGAAGAGAACAUGCACGGAUGCCCAUAUUGAUGCUCACUGGUGCUCAUGUCUGACGUGGGAGCCAGCUAGUUCAGAAAAGACAAAGCAAGUUGCAGGUGCUCUGAUAAAAAUUAUCAAUAAAAAGACGGAGAGGGUCAGGGACAAGUGUGCUAAGCUGAAACUGAGUAUGGUACUACAUGCACAACAGAUGGUGCCAAACCAGAAGGUUCUGCGUUUCACGAAAACUGACGAUCACAAUCAGCGGUCGGCGUCUUUCAGCAACGGCUCCACGGUCAACGUCACUGAGCUCCCUAUCCUGUUUCAGGUCACCGUGGAAACCCUUCCCGGUAACGGCCUCUUUGAAGGCACCAUCAAGGUCCUCCCUCAAAGCACUGACGACAUUUUUGCGUACGAAACAUCAGGGGACAUCAGCCGCAUCAACAAAUACGGUAACCAAGGCGAUUGCAUUAAGGAGUCCAUCCCGCACUUAAUGAUGUUCUGCUACUGCAAGAGUAUUGAGAACACUCGCAAAAAAUUGCCCCAAAAACGCAAACAGUUAUAAUAUUUCUAAUUCUAAUGUUUGUGUACCCUCAGUGGUUUAAAAAAUUCUUGUUUAAAGGCAGGGUUUACUUUUGGUUAUUGUCAAAGAUGGGUACUCACCUGGUGUUUCCAGUAUAUAAAAUAACAAACCUGCGAAAAUGGGCUCAAUUGGUCACCAAAGCUGCAAGAAAAUACUGCAUAGAAUUAUCGAAUUGCAGGUUGAGGCCUAUCCAAUGAAAUUAUUGUAUCCAAUGAAAUCAUUGGGUCUGUAAGACCUGGGGUUGAUUUCACAAAGCACUGAAAC